CAUAUUGUUUCUCUGAAACCCUAACUACACUCCCUUUCUCUGAAACCCUAACUACAGCCGCCUUCAACAAUCUUCGUAUCAUCAUCAUCAUCGUUCAAUCCCAGAUCUUCAUCAUCCUUUUUUAAACCCUAGCUGUCAACACCGAUUUUUUUCAUCUUCUUGUGAGGUUUUUUCUACACAGAUCUAAAACGCAGGUUUAAUUCGAUCCAAGGCAGCACAACGGCAUCAAUCACAAUUCUAUUUAUUCUUCCUAAUAGGUUUCUUCUCUCUGGAAACCCUAACAUCUAUAGCCAUUUUAUUAUUCAUUCGAAUUCAACAUGUUCAUUACUAUGGAGAAAUCAGAGUCGGUGUAGCCAAAACAAGAGGGGAGCAUAGAUUUCGACUGGUUGGACGAGAGAGAAAAGACGAGGGUGAUGGCGGAUUCAAGCGAUUCCAUAUCUGUUGAUAUGGAAACGAUUUAUCUUGGUGGAAAGGUUUCAGGUCCACUUGACUCAGAUACCAAAGAGACAAUUAUUGGCAAUGCAUUAUUUCGCUUGCAAAGUGAUAUUGAUGAUCCUCACACCUUUGCUGACCUAUUUGUAUCCAAUUCUGAUCCGAUUUUACUCAUGAGAGCAUGUGCAUACUAUCCAAAUAAUGGGCUGGGAGCAUUUGGUAUUGUUCUCGUGCUUCAAAAGAAGAGAUUGUCUUCAGAAGAGAAGAUUAUGGUGUCAUUGGUUUGAGAUAUGGGUCAUCGAAUAUAUCACUAGGAGCCACACUUAUGCCAUAUUCAUAGAUGAAUUUCCUAAAUCUGCAUGGUUGGUCAGCAAGAUAGGAAGGUUAACUGUUGGUGUGCAGUUCGACCCUAAAUUUGAAAAGAAGGAAGAUGCAAGAUAUAGAAAUUUAAAAAAUUGGAAUUACGCCAUACGCUAUGGGCUUGGAACCGGAAGCCCGUUGAGCCCGUCAUUCAAUUUUGGUCUUGAACUUGCACAAAAUUUGCAGUUCAUAGUCUCCUUUUAUCAACAUGUGGUGGUCCAAAGAAGGGUGAAGAAUCCUCUUGAAGAUAAUGAAGUUGUUGGAAUCACAAACUAUAUAGACUUUGGGUUUGAGGUGCAAACAAGAAUUGACGAUGAAAAGACAUCAAACGACAUUCACGAUUCAACCUUUCGUGUUGCUGCAUCUUGGCAGGCCAAUAAGAACAUCUUGGUCAAGACAAAAGCGGGGCCCCUAGGUUCAUCGUUCUGUUUAGCCUUCAAGUCAUGGUGGAAACCUUCGUUCACUUUUAGCAUGUCAGGCUCUUAUUGUUUUAUAAGCUCAUUUAUUCGUCGUCCGAUGCUCCAGUCCUCCAGCUCCUCGCCAUGGCGGAAGAUGACAAUGGUGACGAAGAACCAGGAUAGGUGAUACAGUGGAGACGAUAUAAGCUUUGGCUAAGGGCACACAAGUUGGAUCAUGCAAUGCUUGCCUCUAAUCUUCCUUGGACAUGUAGAAUGGUGGAUGAACCAAAAACUAAGGAUGAGGCUACGGAAGAAGCAGAAAAAGAGCUAGAAAGGAUAAGCAAGUUCUUGAGCAAUUUGAGCUAGAAAAAGGAAGCCAUUGAUCAAACAACUCAAUAUCAAAGCCCUUGCCCUCAAGAAGGUAAAAUAUGAUAGAUUUGGAAAUAAGUUCUUUGCAAUUCAAGAGUUUAUUGUAAUUUUGUCAGAUUUUAUUCACUGCCAUUCUUGGAGCGUUUUGAUCAAAUUUAAUAUAUGUUGAUUAUGAAGAAUGCUUAAUAUAAAAGUAAUACUUAUCCAAGAGAGUCCACUUAUCACUAUCGAGUCUACUAAUCUAUCAAAGAGAGUCCAUUCUUAUAUCUUAUUAUGAAUUAAAAAGGAAUUACCUUUACAUAAAACUUUGAAUAUAUAUGGAGGCAAAGUUAGAAUACUUAUGAACCGAAGUAAAAAUUUGUGGUGGAUAAGCGAAAAUGGAUACUUUAGAGGUUCAAAAUGUUAUUUAUGUACUUUUUUAUUGUAAAUUAAGUUUUCCUAACCCGGGAGGGUCCCAUCAGUUUCUUGGUAACGGAUUCUAAUGCUUACCAAACCGAAGUUAUUACUGUUGAAAAGGUAUAUAACUAAACAACUUAUUGAAUUACAUGGGUCUUCAAGUCGUUACUUAUAGAGGUUUAUGAUUUUGCAUCUGCUAUUUAUCCAGUUGAAUAAUGUGGUUUUAUUUUAUAGAUCUAUA
This is a messenger RNA of Helianthus annuus (common sunflower), 2196 nucleotides long. RefSeq lists its product as uncharacterized. Lineage: Eukaryota; Viridiplantae; Streptophyta; Magnoliopsida; Asterales; Asteraceae. The record is from RefSeq and is a predicted model, not a curated record. The coding region runs from base 634 to 1377 and encodes 247 amino acids. The transcript is spliced from 15 exons.